Triticum aestivum (bread wheat) is the source of this 2695-nucleotide messenger RNA. Its product is annotated as probable potassium transporter 3. The transcript has 7 exons. The coding region runs from base 119 to 2581 and encodes 820 amino acids. Gene Ontology annotation, cellular component: membrane. Gene Ontology annotation, biological process: potassium ion transmembrane transport. NCBI's taxonomy places the organism in Eukaryota, Viridiplantae, Streptophyta, Magnoliopsida, Poales, Poaceae. The record is from RefSeq and is a predicted model, not a curated record. Gene Ontology annotation, molecular function: potassium ion transmembrane transporter activity.
CAUCCAUAUGGUUAAAAAUAGAGGGACAUGACAUGCAAAAUCAGUGAAUACGCGACAUAGUUCGUGAGUCUGGGUAUGUUCCGGCCACUCUCGACACCCUUCUUCAUCCCUGAAUAAAAUGCACUCGAUGGAUUGCGAAAGGGGCAUCUCGCCGGAGAACAUCGUCGAUCUGUACCCUGUCGAGGACUACCUGCAUGAGAACCCGCGGCACUGGAGAUCCUACUACAAGCACGUGCUGCUCCUGGCGUACCAGAGCUGCGGCGUGGUGUACGGCGACCUGAGCACGUCGCCGCUGUACGUGUACAAGAGCACCUUCGCCGGCUCGCUCCGGCGGUUCGAGGACGAGGAGACCAUCUUCGGCGUCUUCUCGCUCGUCUUCUGGACCAUCACCCUCAUCCCGCUCCUCAAGUACGUCUUCAUCGUGCUCAGCGCCGACGACAACGGCGAGGGCGGCACCUUCGCGCUCUACUCGCUGCUGGUGCGGCACGCCAAGAUCAGCCUGAUGCCCAACCAGCAGGCCGCCGACGAGGAGCUCUCCACCUACCACAAGCCAGGCUACGCGGCGCAGGACACGGCCAUCCUACGCGCGCUCCGCCGCUUCCUAGAGAACCACAGCAAGUCGCGCACCUGCCUCCUCCUCACCGUCCUCUUCGGCGCCUCCCUCGUCAUCGGUGACGGCGUCCUCACCCCGGCCAUGUCCGUGAUGUCGUCGUUCUCCGGUCUGCAGGUCCAUUCACACACCCUAACAAACGGUGAGGUGGUGAUCCUAUCGUGCAUCGUGUUGGUGUGCCUCUUCAUGCUGCAGCACUGGGGGACGCACCGCGUGGCCUUCCUCUUCGCGCCCGUCAUCGUCACCUGGCUCCUCCUCCUGGGGGGCACCGGCGUCUACAACAUCAUCGUGUGGAAUCCCAGGGUGUUCUACGCGCUCUCUCCCACCUACCUCAUCAGGUUCUUCAUGAGGACCGGCAGAGAGGGCUGGAUUGCACUUGGAGGGGUGCUACUCUCCAUGACAGGCACGGAGGCUAUGUUUGCGGACCUUGGCCACUUCACAGCAACAUCCAUAAGGGUGGCCUUUGUGGGCUUGAUCUACCCAUGUUUGGUGCUGCAGUACAUGGGACAGGCGGCCUUCCUGUCCAAAACCCCCGAGUGCGAUAUCCACUUCAUCUUCUUCAAGUCCAUACCCGUGCAGUUGUUCUGGCCGGUGCUGGUGGUGGCGACGCUGGCUUCGAUCGUGGGCAGCCAGGCGGUGAUCACGGCCACCUUCUCCAUCGUGCGGCAGUGCAUGGCGCUUGGCUGCUUCCCGCGCGUGAAGAUCGUGCACACCUCCAGCCUCAUCCCCGGGCAGAUCUACAGCCCCGAGAUCAACUGGCUCCUCAUGCUCGUCUGCCUCAGCGUCACCGUGGGGUUCCGCGACACCGUGCUCAUCGGCAACGCGUACGGGAUGGCGUGCUCCGGCGUGAUGGUGGUCACCACGCUGCUCAUGACGCUGGUGAUCAUCUUCGUGUGGCAGCUGGGCUUCAUCAUGGCGGCGCUCUUCCUGCUGGCCUUCGGCGUGGUGGAGGCGGCGUACCUGUCGGCGGCGCUGAUGAAGGUGCCGCAGGGCGGGUGGCUGCCGCUGGCGCUGUCGCUGCUGUUCGUGGCCAUCAUGUACACGUGGCACUACGGCACGCGGCUGAAGCACUCGUUCGACGUGCAGAACAAGGUGUCCCUGCGGUGGAUCCACGCGCUGGGCCCCAGCCUGGGCAUCGUACGCGUCCCCGGCAUCGGCCUCAUCUACAGCGAGCUGGCCAGCGGCGUGCCGGCCGUCUUCUCGCACUUCGUCACCAACCUGCCGGCGUUCCACCAGGUGCUGGUGUUCGUGUGCGUCAAGUCGGUGCCCGUCCCGCACGUGUGCCCCGAGGAGCGGCACCUGGUGGGCCGCAUCGGCCCGCGCGACUUCCACAUGUUCCGCUGCGUCGUCCGCUACGGCUACAAGGACAUGCUGGGCGAGGAGAGCGACUUCGAGAACGACCUGGUGCUCCGCAUCGCCGAGUUCGUGCACAUGGAGGCCGCCGAGGCCGCCGACAACCGCCCCAGCGACGGCGCCGCGUCGGCCGUGGAGGGCCGGAUGGCCGUGGUGCGGCGGCCCAGCGACCUGGCGCGGACGGGGCGGCUGCUGGUGCAGGAGCCGGCGGACGAGGAGAGCCUGGUGGUGCGCGCGGCCACGGCGGCCACGGACGGCGACAAGUCGGACACGCUGGAGUCGCUGCAGGCCAUCUACGAGGCCGAGUCCCCGGCGGCGGCGGCGGCGUACGGCAGCCGGCGGCAGCGCGUGCGGUUCGAGCUCUCGGACCUGGCCGGCGAGCACGUGGACCCGGAGGUGAAGGCGGAGCUGGCCGCCAUCGUGGAAGCCAAGCACGCCGGCGUGGCCUACAUCAUGGGCCACUCGUACAUCAAGGCCAGGAAGAGCUCCAACGUGUUCAAGAAGUUCGCCAUCGACAUAGCCUACAACUUCCUCCGGAAGAACUCCCGGGGCCCCGCCGUGGCGCUCAACAUACCGCACAUCAGCCUCAUUGAGGUCGGCAUGAUCUACUACGUCUAGCCGCUAGCUAGCGUCGAUUCAUUGCUUCAUUACAUAUGUGUGGAUCCAUGCAUUAAACUACAUAUAGUAGCUAGGUCAAGACAUGAAUGAAUAAUCAAGAGCAGAUAACAUAAA